AUGCACAAGAUCCUGCAACGCUGCUUCGUCCCGACGCGUAGAUCCUCCAUUGACGCCAGUGACCCUGUACCUUUUCAAAUUCCGGAAUCCUUUUUUCCAAACCACCCCAUCCAUCAGCGCCACCAGUAUCGACUUGCUGAUUCUCACACAAAUCUCCUCGGUUACUUCAGUGUCAAGGAUGCUGAGAUACUCGUCAAUCAGCACGGCAUGAUGGACCUUGCUCAUUACCACCUCCAUCCGCCUGACACGCCACCUCAAGUGGACCCGAAUACGCGAUACGAUGUGCCAAUUCAUCUUCUCGGACCCUCGGCGAAAGAUGACAAGAUUCUCGACCGUCUCCACCCCAUACAUGAAGCGCAUCAGCUCCUCGUGCUCAGAAUUGUGCAUGAUGGUGACUUGAAGGGUAUCGCAUUCUAUGAGAUCUACCAUUUCGACAUGGAGAGGCUGCACCUCCGGCUCGCGCAGGGCUGCCGAAUUGCUGGACUUGAGGCCUUCAAAGCGUACGUGCUGCAGACUGGAACCGAGCGCGGAGAGGAUGCCCGAUACGUGCUGACUCGAAAGAUUCGCGAGGGCUCCAAAGGUGACGGAGGAGAGCCGUCCGUGGUUCCCGAGAAUCUGGGCGGCUUGCUGGGGUAUCAACGAACUGGAGAUCGUGAGAUGCUCAACGUUGGGUGUAUGCGCGACCAGAGAGUCCAGGGCCCAUCCGGAAGAGUACGCGAUGAUGAGAUGUCUCGUGUAUCGGAGAAGACACGGGCUGACGCAGAGGCUCGGGGAAGCGGUGAUGGCGAUGCGGCGGAAGAGGAGGAUUUGCGAGGGCAGGGUCCAAACUCUGGCGAUGAGAGUGCAUGCACUGAGGGCAGUGCCGUCCGCCAUGGGUCAGUCAUCGUCGACAUUGGAGGCUCGUUUGAGGGCAAGGUCACUCGUCUGACGACUUUUGAAUGGAGCAUCAUGCCACCGAUGUGUGGAUUAUUUUGUUCUCUCACGCAUUGUUUGCAUUUUUCAUCUGCCACCUCAUCUUUAUUCGCGUGCUUGAACCUUGACUUGGUUCAUUGUUCCCCCCAGGCUCGUGACGAAGACCUAGGCGCCAAAGGAUACCAGGAUGCCGUCGUGACGAUGAGGAAGAAAAAACAAUUGAAGAUGGCUCUCAACGGCCUGACUUGUCCGACUCGGAGCCAACUGAAACUGCACAUCACCGCUCUUGCAGACUUGACGAUCUUGUCUUUGCACUACUACAGGCCAACUGGUGAUGACCUUGCUAUCGAUCAAGCGCGCGCCGGCGUUGCCGGAGAAGGGUCUUUACUGGAGUCUGGCGACUCAAGCGCCUCACGAGUGAGAAUGUUUGAUAUUAUGGUGGACCGACUCCCUAAUGAACUUGCCGAAAGUAUCACCGCCGAGAGUUAA
This is a messenger RNA of Guyanagaster necrorhizus, 1401 nucleotides long. RefSeq lists its product as uncharacterized. The transcript is spliced from 6 exons. Lineage: Eukaryota; Fungi; Basidiomycota; Agaricomycetes; Agaricales; Physalacriaceae. The record is from RefSeq and is a predicted model, not a curated record. The coding region runs from base 1 to 1401 and encodes 466 amino acids.